Rhipicephalus sanguineus (brown dog tick) is the source of this 2126-nucleotide messenger RNA. RefSeq lists its product as uncharacterized. The coding region runs from base 1 to 2052 and encodes 683 amino acids. Lineage: Eukaryota; Metazoa; Arthropoda; Arachnida; Ixodida; Ixodidae. The transcript has 11 exons. The record is from RefSeq and is a predicted model, not a curated record.
AUGCUAUCCGCGGUCGCAUCUCUCGCCCACCGGGCCCCGCCGCCCGGACUAGCUUGUGCCGGGGCCUCCGCCUCGAAGCCGCGCCGGUUGUCGCACCCUGACGAGGACCGGUCGUCGAGCGUCGAGCCAGCUUGCAUACGCCGACCACCCUCGGCCAAGAGCGGCAGCGCGCGCCCCCACUACCAGUGGUAUCAGCAAGGAACAGGGCCGGUAUCUGAGGCGCCAGAGUACACACCUGUGCCGCAAUGGGGUUGGACUGUCCCUCUGGCAGUCACUCUGACGGCGGGCUUGCUCCUCGCACCAUCAGUCCAGACCCUGAGACGAGGCUUCGCAGGCGUCGACAACGAGAUACCGGACGUCGCCAACAGGACGUUACCUCCCGACGUGGAACCACUCCAGAGCAAGCUGGGAUUCGCUUGCUUCUACCCAAACGAUCCUCCGGUGGCCGGUCCAAGCGCGUACCAUGGCAACCGUCCACUGGGCGCCCGUUCCGUGGUUCCUCACGGGGGUCUGGUACGCUUCCACUGUUCGGUGCAGCAGUACUACCAGCUGGUCGGUCCAGAGGCGGUGCUCUGCGUCGACGGCGCCUUCAACGAGACGCUGCCCACGUGCGAGAGGGCCUUUCUCGAGCGACGGCUGGUGACCAGCGUGAAAGCCGACUACGUGCUGGGACCCGGCGGCCUGUACGUGGUGCCGCCUGACGCACCCGUCGAGAUCACGUGUCGCCGCACCAUGGGCGGAGGAGGCGGAAGACCCACCUGGCAGUGGGACGCCAACAUGGACGUAUUCGUCAAGGAGGGCACCUUCCUGACCACCCCUACGUCCACGAUUCGGAUGGACCCCGUGGACGGCAGCCGCGGACUGUUCAUCUGCUCGGACGGCGACGAUGAAGUGACGCUCACCCUUGAAGCACGAGGUGACCGAUGCCCUCGACCCCUGCUUGACCGGAACUUGCUCAUGCGAUCCAACUCGAUCCGAGCCGAGUUCGCGUGCAGUCGAGGCCUGUUGCUGGGACCGCUGAGUGUGCGCUGCCAGAGCUUUCGGCGUUGGGACCUGGAACCACCCACGUGUUUUGUGGCCGAGGGCUGCCCUUCGUCGGUGCAGGGUGGCCAACAGGGAUCCCGCUUUCCCUGCGUAGUGCCCGAGUUGCCGACAGCGGUCGAGGCGUUCGUCGACAACCGUCGCGUCGUGUCGGGCGACGCUGUCGCGCCGGGCGAGUCGAUACGCUUCCACUGCGAACCCGUGGGCAGCUUCAAACUUCUGGGCGAAGCCCAGUUGACUUGCGUCGACGGGCGCUGGAGCGAUAAGCCUCCGGUUUGCGCCGUCAGCAGCCCGCACACCCUGUCGGUGACGCUCAACUUCCCGCACGCCGUCGCUCCGGGCGGCGUUGUGCACGUGCUGCCCUACACAGAGGUCAACAUGGUGUGCACCAGCAACGACCCGGGACUGCCGCCCCAGUGGAGCAUGGAGGCCCAAGUCAACGCCACCGCCAUUGAAAACGCCGGCUACCGGCAAUCGACGAGCCACCUGCGGUUCACGGCGCCCCACGCGGGCCUCGAUGGGAGCUUCACCUGCCGAUCGCACCCGCACAGCGGAUGGGCCGAGACGCGCACCGUCCACAUGCGCGUCAAGGACCGCAUGUGUCCCGUGCUGACGCCUACGCGUGGCCUACGCAUGCGCGCCAACUUCGACAUGGCCGUGUUCGAGUGCGAUCCACCUGGACAGUUGGUGGGCUCCGCGCUGCUCCAGUGCCAGCCCUUUGGGAACUGGGACUACCCCGUACCCCAGUGUCUACGACCGGGACGAUUCGAGGACUGCCCUGUCCCCAGUCAGCGACCCCGAGGAGGCGUCAAAGAUCCAGGCGGCGUAGGUGGAGACGAGGAGGCGGCUGCUGGAGGCGGCAUCAGUGGAGUUACCUGGCCCGAAGCAGGCGAAGUGGGCGAACCACCGGCCACGCCAGAGGACAGCCCGCCACUGCUCGGACAACGGAACGCCGCGCUCGUGUCGCCUUACCUCUCGCGUCUUCACCAUGGGCAUCUGCGCCCGCUGUAGAACCCGCUCGCACAAACGCAUUUCCCAAUAAAGAAAAACAGUCCAUACACGUCACACCGUGAUAUUAUCUCGUC